Messenger RNA from Toxotes jaculatrix (banded archerfish), 2566 nucleotides. RefSeq names its product cytohesin-1-like. The coding region runs from base 316 to 1518 and encodes 400 amino acids. Gene Ontology annotation, biological process: regulation of ARF protein signal transduction. Gene Ontology annotation, molecular function: guanyl-nucleotide exchange factor activity. The record is from RefSeq and is a predicted model, not a curated record. Lineage: Eukaryota; Metazoa; Chordata; Actinopteri; Toxotidae. The transcript has 12 exons.
UUCAGCCACAGGCUUGCUCCCCUCCUCUCCCCUCUGCUGGAAUGAGUGCCUGAGGAUUAAAGAGGCAGGGAGGCUGGACUAGAGGACCACAGGAUUGGGAUUGGGAUUGUAAAGGUCAGACAGGACUGGAUUAGUACUGGAGCUUUGGGCUGUUUUGUACUGGAAUUGGUGACUAAGUAAGAGUUGUGGACUCUGGAGCUGGAGCGAGAAUCAAAACUUGACUACGAAAAGCUAAAGAAACUGAGUGUUUUCGGCCGCACUGGGACCUCUGAGACUGGCGGUGAAGCCAUUCAGCACGCAGAAGCGUUCUCUGGUAUGAACCUCAGGAUUAUGACACAAAUGUUGCCUGAUGACCUCAGUCCAGAGGAGAGACAGGAGCUGGAGAGCAUCCGCCGCAGAAAACAAGAGCUCCUGCAGGACAUACAAAGGCUGAAGGAUGAGAUAGCAGAGGUGACCAAUGAGAUUGAAAACCUGGGCCUGACUGAAGAGAGGAAAAGCAUGCAGAGGAAUAAACAGAUGGCCAUGGGCCGAAAGAAGUUCAACAUGGACCCCAAGAAGGGGAUCCGUUUUUUGAUGGACAGUUCUCUGCUGAAGAACACCAGCGAGGACAUUGCCCAGUUUCUCUACAAGGGGGAGGGUCUGAAUAAGACAGCCAUUGGAGAUUACCUGGGGGAGAGAGAUGACUUCAACAUCGAGGUUCUGCACGCCUUCCUGGAUUUGCACGAGUUCACGGACCUGAACCUGGUUCAGGCCCUCAGGCAGUUCCUGUGGAGCUUCAGGCUGCCCGGCGAGGCUCAGAAGAUCGACCGCAUGAUGGAGGCGUUCGCCCAGCGAUACUGUCACUGUAACCCUGGAGUGUUUCAGAGCACAGAUACCUGUUACGUGUUGUCGUUUGCCGUGAUCAUGCUGAACACCAGUCUACACAACCCUAACGUGAAGGACAAACCCUCGGUUCAGAGAUUCACAGCGAUGAACAGAGGCAUUAAUGACGGAGGAGACCUGCCGGAGGAGCUACUCAGGAACCUGUACGACAGCAUCAAGAACGAACCCUUUAAGAUCCCAGAGGAUGAUGGGAAUGACCUCACGCACACCUUCUUCAACCCCGACAGAGAAGGGUGGCUUCUGAAACUCGGAGGUGGACGAGUAAAGACCUGGAAGAGACGCUGGUUUAUUCUCACAGAUAACUGCCUCUACUACUUUGAAUACACCACUGAUAAGGAGCCCAGAGGAAUUAUUCCACUGGAAAAUCUGAGUAUCAGAGAAGUUGAGGACUCUAAGAAACCGAACUGCUUCGAGCUCUUCAUCCCCAACCACAAAGAUCAGGUGAUCAAGGCCUGUAAGACGGAGGCAGACGGCCGCGUCGUCGAGGGGAACCACACUUUCUACAGAAUCUCCGCUCCGACGACAGAGGAGAAGGACGAGUGGAUCAACAGCAUCAAAGCUGCCAUCAGCAAAGACCCGUUCUACGAGAUGCUGGCUGCUCGGAAGAAGAAGGUUUCAUCUCUGAAGGGGCUGUAGAGCUGAUGAGGAUUAAACAUUGAAACCACAAGCACAGGUUUGACUCACCAAAGCAGCAGACUGGACAUGGACCUGAUAUUCCUGCUGCUGCAGUGACACUUGGACCUGGUACAGAGGAUUCAUCUUUUAAAGAGGCUCGUCCUUUGGCACCGACUCUCUUUACAGGUUUGACCUUCGGUUGAAUGUUUAAUUUCCCAUCAGCAGACAAAAUGAUUCAGUCAUAGACUUUUUUUUUGUUAUCAUAAAACAUCUCCUUUUGAAAACCAUACUUCUGCAGUGCUAUAACCAUGCUCUGCCCUUUGGUUAAGGCUCCCACUCCUCUUCAAAUCUGCCGAAAUGACUGUUGAAACGUGUCUGAUUCAUCUCAGAGCCUCCUCAUGCAGACUGUUUGUGAUUGAGCCGCAGCUACUCAAACAUUUCAUUGGAGGGAAAAUGUGGAGAAGAGAGCAGGAAAUGUUUUCAGUCAGAUUGAAAAUGUAAUCAGUGUGUAACACUGAAACAUAAAUAGUGACGGUUAGGAACCAGACAACUUGCUGACGUUUGACUAAAACCUUUCUACAUCUGGUAAAAGAACAACACAGCAGAAAGAGUGAUGAUGAAAUGCUGGACAGUUACAGUAUAAAUCAUAUGCUGUACAUUAGCAUGACUCAGAUUUUACAUCUCUAAAAUUAAACACUUUAGUUAGUUUACAACCAACCAAUCUCCAUUUUGAUCAGUGGAGGCCUGUUGUCCAGACAAGGAUUAAACCUGGUCCCAGACUGAACUAUAAUGAAGAUAUCUAGUGAAAGAAGGUCAUUAGUUUGGUCUGGUAUUAGUCCUUGUCUGGGUCUUUGGCCUCUGGACUUCAGUGUUUGUUGCCAUAUAAGUGCUUUUUUUUUUUUUUUUUUUUUUUUCUUCCCAAACCCUGUUUUCUUACUGCUGUUGCUCUUUUGUCAAAGCACUGUUAAUGGAAAUGAAGGCAAUGCAUAAAUAGCUAAAUAUUUAUUUAUCCAGAUUUCUUGUAAUUUAUUAUUUUCAGUUUUUGCCUCAUUAAAACUUUGCAAACCAA